AAAGUGAUGCCCGGAGAAUCUUGGCACAAAUCUUUCACAGUUAGACACACAAAAGAUCCACAUGCCUCACUUCCUUAUUAUAAAAUAUAAAAAAUAUAUAUUCCAAUUCACAAAAAAAAAGGUUUAGUUCCCUUUCCCUUAUAUAAACCCCUUAAAGCGCCAAGCCUUGCUUAACCCAACAAGAACUCAAACCCUGAACCUUUAAAAAAAAAAAAAGAAACAUGGGGUCGUUUGUUCAUGUCAAGGAAGCUACAAUUGUAACUCCAUCUGAGCCAACUCCAACUGGGGUUCUGUCUCUUUCAUCUCUUGACUCUCAACUUUUUCUACGUUUCACCAUUGAAUACCUUCUGGUUUAUAAACCUCACCCUGGUUUAGACCCAGGAGCCACCACGGCUCGAGUCAAGGCUGCUCUAGCCAAAACCUUGGUUCCCUAUUACCCACUGGCCGGUCGAGUCAGGGCCAAGCCAGAUGGCUCCUCUGGCCUUGAGGUUGUUUGUCGAGCCCAGGGUGUUUUGUUCAUGGAAGCUGUCUCGGAUCAUAACGUUAACGAAUUCGAGAAAGCUCCACGGUUCGUUACGCAAUGGAGGAAGCUCUUGUCGUUACACGUGGCUGAUGUGCUGAAAGGGGCCCCACCUCUGGUUGUCCAGCUGACGUGGCUAAAAGACGGCAAUGCUGCGCUUGGUGUUGGCAUUAAUCAUUGUCUUUGUGACGGUAUCGGCAGCGCUGAGUUUCUCAACUCGUUCGCUGAGUUAGCGUCCACGAGUCAAACCAAGUUCUCCGAGUUCAAGUUUAAGCCCAAACCCAUUUGGGAUCGCCACCUUCUAAACCCAGCACCAUUCAAGCCAUCAAGAAAUAAUAAUAACAACGCACUGAGUCACCCCGAGUUUAACCGAGUUCCAGACCUUUGCGGGUUCCUGGCUCGUUUCUCCAACGAAAGACUCACCCCCACCUCAUUUAUUUUCAAUAAAACGAGUCUCAACGAGUUAAAAAAGUUAGCUUCUUCCACAAGCAGACACAGUGAGUCAAAUUACACAUCUUUCGAUGUUCUCUCAGCUCAUAUAUGGAGGAGCUGGGCUAGAGCUUUAAACUUACCUUCCAACCAAAUAUUAAAGCUUCUUUUCAGCAUCAACGUUAGAAACCGAGUCAAGCCGACUCUGCCCAGUGGGUAUUACGGCAACGCGUUUGUAUUAGGGUGCGCACAAACCAGUGUUAAUGAGUUGACAGAGAAGGGUUUAGGGCACGCGACAAUGCUGGUGAAGAGAGCGAAAGAGCAAGUGGAUAGUGAGUUCGUGAAAUCGGUGGUGGAAAUAGUGGGCCAAAGUAGGGCGAGUCCGGACUCGGUAGGGGUUUUGAUACUGUCGCAAUGGUCAAGGCUCGGAUUAGAGAAGGUUGACUUGGGGAUGGGGAAGCCAGUUCAUGUGGGACCCAUUUGCUGUGAUCGAUACUGUUUGCUUUUACCGGUUUUUAAUCAGACGGACGCAGUGAAGGCGAUGGUGGCGGUCCCCACAACUGCCGCCCAGAGAUAUGAACAUCUGGUCAGGAGUUUCACUAAUUAGGACCACACUGGAUUUUGGCCCAUUCGUUGACUUCCUGCAUAUGUAUAUAUGACUUAUCAUUUUCUUUUUAACUGACUUUGAGUGAUUGACAUUCUGAUCCUAAAUAUUAGUAAAAUAGAAAAAAAAAAAAAAAAAAGGAAAAAUGU
Messenger RNA from Durio zibethinus, 1702 nucleotides. The record is from RefSeq and is a predicted model, not a curated record. Lineage: Eukaryota; Viridiplantae; Streptophyta; Magnoliopsida; Malvales; Malvaceae.